AUGCCUCACGCAACGAUGCCCUCUCCAGGGCUACAAGCCUUCAUUCUCUGUGGGCCUGGCGAGUCUCUGAGCACCUUCACAUCGACACCUAAGGACUUCUCGAAAGCUCUCAUCCCGAUUGCCAACCGACCCAUGGUCUGGUAUCCCCUAGACUGGUGCUAUCGGAUGGGCAUCCAUGGUAAGUAAUUUCUUUCUUCUGACACAUCAUGCAUUGCCGCUGAAAUCUACUAGAUAUUACGCUGGUUACGCCUCCCGAAUCGAAACACGGCCUAGAAUCAGCUCUGGCAACGAACCCAGCACUUACAAGUCUCCCGAGUCCCAGGCCUGAGAUCUUGGCACCCUCCGAUCUUACACAGACAAGUGGUACUGGCGAGCUUCUCCGGUUACCCGAAGUACAGAAAGCAGUUACUACGGACUUUGUCAUCUUACCUUGCGACCUCAUCUCGGAGCUGGAAGGCAGCAAGAUUAUUCAGCAAUGGAUCACGCUCAACUCAUUGUCCGUCACAGAGCGAGGCAAAAAGCGUAAAGGAGGUCUUGGAGUAUUCUAUCCCACAUAUGGCCUUGAAGGUAUCAGCCAGAAGAAAGACGAGACGGACUUCAUCGCGACGACUCCGUUAGCGAAAGCAUCAGUGCCUCCACCACAUGGCUCAUUGAGAUCAGAUAUCGAGACGCUGGUAAUGAGCAUGCCUACAGACACUCUCAACGAUAGGAUUGAAGACGACAAAGACACUUUCAAGAUUCGGGCUUCAUUAUCGCACAAGUACGGCCGAGUCAAGUUCAGGAGGAUGCAUCGAGACGCGCACGUUUACAUCUUUCCAAAGUGGGUGAAAGACUUUGCAGCCCGGAACGCAAAAUUCGACGCGAUCAGCGAGGACGUAAUGGGCUGGUGGGCGAAAGCACAAUGGCAGACAGUCUUGGCAGAGAAACUUGGCAUGCACGAAGCCCUUAGCCAGAAGCCCUUUUCCUCAGACGACAUGACCGAGUCUGGCAUUCUCGAAGACGAGUCGGUAGACGCAGCGCAACUCUCCAGUACAAAGGUCGCCAUACCCGUUCAACGAGCAUCAACGGCAUCCUUCGCCAGCAGAGUCCGCACCCCAGCACCGACCAUCCCGGACGCUUUAGAGGUCCCGCCUCUACUCGCAUACAUUCAACCCAACCCUAAAUCUACCACUCCAACAGCCGACCAACCUCUAAUCCGCCGCGUCGACACUUCCCUCGCACUCCUCAGCAUCUCCCUCUACCUCGCCAAACAACCCCCAACGCACACCCUAGCACACGAACACAAAAUCCACCCAACAGCAAACUUAGGCCAACAAUCCCGCAUUUCCCAAGAAGAUAGCCUCGUGGCCGAAAACGUCAAAAUCGGUUUCCGCAGCGUCAUCAAGGAAUCCGUCAUCGGCGCGAAUUGCGAAAUCGGAAACAAUGUCCGCCUUACUCGCUGUCUAUUAAUGGAUGGAGUCACGGUUGGCGAUGGGGUACAGUUGACGGGUUGUAUUGUCGGUAGGAGAGCCAGAUUGGAGGGGAUGAAACCUGCCGCGGUGCCAGCUGAAGGCUCGUCGGAUGCUCAAGGGGAGAAGAAGAAGGGCAAGAAGGCUGUGGGGGCGGAUGAUGAGGAUGACCGGACGAGGCUUACGGAUUGCGAGGUUGCGCCGAAUUUCCAUGUGGAAGCCGGGACGGAGGCGAAGGGGGAGAAGAUGAUGGCUUUUGAUACGGAGGAUUUGGAGGAUUUGGGGGAGGACGAAGACGAGGAUGAAGAGGACGAGUAG
Molecule: messenger RNA, 1766 nt
Organism: Lecanosticta acicola
Lineage: Eukaryota; Fungi; Ascomycota; Dothideomycetes; Mycosphaerellales; Mycosphaerellaceae
Source: the annotation of a GenBank genome assembly